Messenger RNA from Coregonus clupeaformis (lake whitefish), 3482 nucleotides. Its product is annotated as mitochondrial dicarboxylate carrier. Gene Ontology annotation, molecular function: thiosulfate transmembrane transporter activity; antiporter activity; oxaloacetate transmembrane transporter activity. The transcript is spliced from 11 exons. Gene Ontology annotation, biological process: malate transmembrane transport; succinate transmembrane transport; thiosulfate transport. The coding region runs from base 463 to 1323 and encodes 286 amino acids. Lineage: Eukaryota; Metazoa; Chordata; Actinopteri; Salmoniformes; Salmonidae. The record is from RefSeq and is a predicted model, not a curated record. Gene Ontology annotation, cellular component: mitochondrial membrane.
ACAUUUUCAGUUUUGACGUUUGCAAAAACAACCUGAAAAUAAGUUGUCGACCUUUGAGUCUGGCUAGCUAGAGCACGAGGAGGCAGCUCCUCAGCGCGGGGUAGCAAUUGGCUGCGCGUGCACUCACUUCGACUCCCCUUCUCUCUCUGUCUAUUCAUUUCCUAUCACGCGUUCUGUAAAAUUGCCCACACACAUACACACGAUGUGGUUUGAGUGUGUAUGCGCGCACCGGAACCCAAAGUCGCUCGGUGGCGUCAGCAAUCAUUGGCAAUUUUGAAGAUUAACGAGGUUAUCCUACAUUCGACCGUCAGGGAGAGAGCGGACCAGAGAGCACAGACUGCUGCGCCGACUUGCCUGCGUGUCGAGGUGGAUAGGAAGCUUGGCUCUGGCUCGCAGCUUUGUUGGACUUGAUCGAAUUGGACACAGUGAAGAGCUGUGGGACUAUAUAGAGACGGGGGAAAUAUGACCGAUAAACGGAUGUCGCGGUGGUAUUUCGGGGGGCUCGCUUCCUGCGGGGCUGCCUGCUGCACCCAUCCUUUGGACCUCAUCAAGGUCCACCUGCAGACCCAGCAGAAGGGUAAGAUGGGGAUGGUGAGCAUGGCCAUGCAGGUAGUGAAGAACGAUGGAGCUCUGGCUCUGUACAACGGACUCAGCGCAUCACUCUGCAGACAGAUGUCCUAUUCUCUAACUAGGUUUGCUAUCUAUGAGACAGUCAGAGACAUGUUGAGCAGCAGUAACCAGGGCCCCAUGCCUUUCUACCAGAAGGUGCUGCUGGGGGCCUUCGGAGGUUUUACUGGUGGGUUCAUCGGCACUCCUGCAGACAUGGUGAACGUCAGGAUGCAGAAUGAUGUUAAACUACCUCCAGAGCUGAGGAGGAACUACAAACAUGCUGUGGACGGUCUCUUCAGGGUCUUCAGAGAAGAGGGGGUGAGGAAGUUGUUCUCAGGAGCCACCAUGGCCUCCAGCAGAGGAGCUCUGGUCACUGUGGGACAGUUGGCAUGUUAUGACCAGGCUAAACAGCUGGUGCUGUCUUCAGGCUUCAUGGGAGAUAACAUCCUCACACACUUCCUGUCCAGCUUCAUCGCUGGAGGCUGUGCUACGUUCCUGUGUCAGCCUCUAGAUGUGAUGAAGACCAGGUUGAUGAACUCUAAAGGAGAAUACUCAGGUGUGAUACACUGUCUAAGAGUGACUGCUAAAGAGGGACCCAUGGCCUUCUACAAGGGUCUUGUUCCUGCAGGGAUCCGUCUGAUCCCUCACACGGUGCUCACCUUCAUCUUCCUAGAGCAGCUCAAGAACAACUUCGGCAUCAUCGUCAUCUCCUGAGCACGCUCCGUGACCUAUGACCUUCACCCUCUAACCCCCCCGUCCCCUGCCAAGGUCAACCAAUCCCCUGUCACUGCCACGGUGCCACAUCCCCCAUUGCCCUGCGCUGUCCAAUCACACAGAGAGGUGGAUGUAGUGAUGGACUGUCCACUAUGCUAUCCCACCCGGCCCUCUUUCACGUGCUCUGGAAAUCAACCAAUCACCAGUGGAAAAGACUACGAAGGAACUGCCUACACCUGCACCAUCACCGCCUUGUCCACAGGAAGAGUUGUCAUAGCAACGCCAGUCAAACCCUGCUGUGACAUCAUCUUCAUGCGACUGUCGUCAUCAACAGUGCCAUUCUCAAAUGGGGGGGGGGGCUGCGCCUCAAAUCGUACACUAUUCCCUAUGUAGUGCCUAUGACUUAUUACCCAUAAUCUGUAGUGCAUUUAACAUGUAGCUCUGGUCAGAAGUAAUGUGCCACAUAGGGAAUAUAGUGUCAUCUGAGACCACUCCCCCUAGACAGUGUUAAUGUGCUUAUACUGAAGCCUUCUACCAUCAUGUAUGUAUGUCUGUAUGUACAGUAUGUAUCACCCAUAUCAGUUCCAUUCCACACCAGUCCCUAUGUAUUACUAGCAGUCUACUAGUUGUAGUAGUAUGUAUUACUAGCAGUGUACUAGUUGUAGUAGUAUGUAUUACUAGCAGUGUACUAGUUGUAGUAGUAUGUAUUACUAGCAGUGUACUAGUUGUAGUAGUAUGUAUUACUAGCAGUGUACUAGUUAUAGUAGUAUGUAUAACUAGCAGUGUACUAGUUGUAGUAGUAUGUAUUACUGGUAUGACUGUAGAUCACUACAACAUUCUAACUGGAACACUUCUACCAACUCCGAUACUGUACAUUGGGGGUGACAGUGACAAAGGGUCCUAUUCCUGUUCAUAACACUGUAACAGCGGCAGGUAGCCUAGCGGUUAAGAGCGUUGGGCCAGUAACCGGAAGGUUGCCCUUUCGAAUCCCUGAGCCGAUGAGGUGAUACGUCUGUUGUUGCGCCCUCGAGCGAGGAAGGCACUUAACCCUCGUUGCUCUGGAUAAGAGCGUCACUAAAUGACUAAAAUGGUAAUGUACUGUAUCAGCUCAGUGCUAUUCCUGUUCAUAAGGGAUGCUUAUAACUGUAACAGGAGAUCAGUGCUAUAACUAUAGAAUAUUAUGAAUCUGACAUCAACAGCUCACAGAGACAUUGGGUGACAUAGGGUCCUAGUCCUGUCUAUAAGGGAUGCUACAUAACAGGUUAUAACGCCAUAACACCACGGCUAUAAAGACAUCACAUGCUUACAGACAGAGGUACUAAACAGAAGAAGUUGCCCCUAGGCACUGAUUCCGGGUCAGACAUUAGUUGUAUCCCCCUAACAGGUAAAGUUAUUAUUGGGGUUAGGUGAUCUGAUCCUAGAUCUGUGGUUAGGGACAACAGUAGAAAUCCCCCCCAAGGGCAAUGUGACCUCGAGAUAUAACUGGACAGAAAUAAGAGAAAUAUAAUGAAUAGCGUGUGCACUACCUUUGACCAGGAACCAUAGGGUCCUAUAAGAGAUAAUUUAGAGAUACCGUGAGUUAGAGAGAGAUACUGUUUACUGGGACCUGGAUGAAACUGUUGUGUUUUAAGGCACUUUAUUAAACACACACACACACACAGGUGCACUCAAACACACACAUAAGCACACUCACCUAAGACCCACACACACACAAACAAACCUACAGGUAACUUUUGGCAGUUAUCUUUAGGUAAUAAGGUAUAUUUUGGCCACAGUGUUCCAGUGAGUCAGGGUGCCUUCUCUUCUGUGACCUCCAGGGGGCAGCAAGGUACUGUGUGUUUGGGAGACUAGUCAUUGUGAAUGAGUGACUGAUUUAUUAACAGACAAAAAUAAUGUUUCUGUGUGAAUGAGAGAGGAUUCAUUCAUAAAUACUACUGUGAGAUUGUGUGAGCGUGUGUUUCAGUUCUUUGUUUGACUAUGUGAUAGGCCAUUAUCAAGAGUGGUAUUGAGAACCACCACUUGUACAAACACACACACACAAUCUCAAGGAAUGGAAGUGAGAUUGUAGAACCCAGCUCUGUGCGGUUGUACAUUUAUUAGUUUGUAUUUUGUAGAUUAUAGCCUAUGAUUUUUGGAAUUAAAGUACUAAUGAAAAAUAA